This is a messenger RNA of Dalotia coriaria, 1412 nucleotides long. It is a transcript of the gene san, whose product is annotated as Probable N-acetyltransferase san. NCBI's taxonomy places the organism in Eukaryota, Metazoa, Arthropoda, Insecta, Coleoptera, Staphylinidae. Gene Ontology annotation, molecular function: N-acetyltransferase activity. The transcript has 3 exons. The coding region runs from base 357 to 854 and encodes 165 amino acids. Gene Ontology annotation, cellular component: NatA complex. The record is from RefSeq and is a predicted model, not a curated record. Gene Ontology annotation, biological process: mitotic sister chromatid cohesion.
AGACAAACGUCAAUUUAACUUUUAAAUAACAAUUGUUUUUAGAACCUCGUCAUUAAUCCGCAUCAAAAUUUAAAUAAUGUAUUUUUAACUUUUAUUAAUAAUAAAUUAAUAAAUUAAAAUCACUACUGAAUCAAAAAUAAAUACGGUUGCGUUUAGUGAACGACCGCUAAACUUGACAAGGUAGCACGGUCCGCGCCGGUUUUACGAAAUUGUAUUUGACGUUUGACAUUGUAACCAAAGAGGAAAACGAACGUCCGACUGAGUCUAAAAUUUCCGAUAAAAAUCCCAUGCGUUCGUGACGAUUUUAUGCGCGUCGAACACCGCCACUUCGUGAUAAAUAACCAGCCGGCCGAAUCAUGACCAGAGCGAAUAUCGAGCUAGGCAAUGUAACACCACACAAUAUUAAGCAGCUGAAGCAGCUCAACACCGUUGUUUUCCCCGUCACGUACAACGACAAAUUCUACAAAGAUGUCCUGGAAGCUGGAGAGCUUGCCAAGUUGGCCUACUACAAUGAUAUUGUUGUUGGGGCAGUGUGCUGUCGGAUUGACACAGUUGAGAAGAGCAGGAAGCUGUACAUCAUGACCCUUGGCUGUUUAUACCCCUACAGGAGACUUGGCAUUGGCACCAUGAUGGUGGAGCAUGUUUUAAAAUAUGUUGAAGAGGAUGGCAACUUUGAUAGCAUAUUCCUACAUGUGCAAAUUAGCAAUGAAGGCGCGAUCGAUUUUUACAAAAAGUUCGGCUUCGAGAUUGUGGAGACGAAACAACAUUACUAUAAGCGAAUAGAACCGGCCGACGCGCACGUUCUGCAGAAAAAUCUAAGGAAACCGACUACGAACGGCACGCACGAGCAGUAAGCUGUUUAAUUUGGUGCCAAGUAUUAAGGGCUGGGCGCAAAUUCGAAGUUAUAUACCAAAAUUGUUUCUUAUUUUUUCUUUUACUUGCGAGGCUCGACUUGGCCCGAACGCAUUUUACGAUCAAGAUGAAACAGCGCUUGCGUUGCAAUCGAUGAAUUUAUUAUUACAUGAUUCAAAUAGACGUUUUUGUCCACUUUGCAGACAUCUUCAUUCAACACCAUAUACAUUAUUAUAACAUUUGUUGUGUUUUUGUUUUAAACGUUUUGUUUUGUCCUAGCUGAUAAUAUUAGGUUUUACAUACACAUGUCAGAAACACAAGAAUACAAGACAACAUGUAAAUAGUAUUUUCUUUUCUCUUUAAGUACGCUCAUAAAACACUUCUUUUAGUUAUUUGCGCUAAAAUGUACUACUAACCACUUAUUGAUUGGUGUUCUUGUUAUGUAUCAAAUUUAAGAGCAACCUAGGAAGUAAUCACAACACGUUGCGUUGGCACUCAUCCACCGAGAGAGUUUUUCUAACGCAAACAAUUCGAAUAAAAACGUUUCGCAUACCGUAAAA